Messenger RNA from Glycine soja, 2136 nucleotides. Its product is annotated as probable galacturonosyltransferase 15. The transcript has 6 exons. Lineage: Eukaryota; Viridiplantae; Streptophyta; Magnoliopsida; Fabales; Fabaceae. The record is from RefSeq and is a predicted model, not a curated record. Gene Ontology annotation, molecular function: polygalacturonate 4-alpha-galacturonosyltransferase activity. Bases 204 to 1772 code for a protein of 522 amino acids.
GGUGUCGGUGAAAGAGUGUCAAAAGAGUAAAUAAUGCGAAAAACGAGAUCGCAACACCAACGUGUCCUUGCAAUAUAAUCAUUUCCCGCGACUUUGGUUUUCGCAUUUCCACUCUUUCUUUAUCUCACUGCAACACAGAUCCGGUGCCGAUUCGAUCGGAGAGAAAGCUAGCUAGAUAUAUAUAGGCGAAUGGAAUUCAGAAGAUGAAGUUCUAUGUAUCUGCCAAAGACGCCCGAAAAGGAUCCGUCAAGACAACUGUUCCUGCCGACACCGUCGCCGCUCGCCGGAUUUCCAGCCGGACGGUGCUGGUCCUCGGAAUCGUCUUCCUGCUCAGCUUUGUGAGAGUGGCGGUUUUGGUGCUGGAAUCUUCUGCGGUGUGCUCCACCUUUGAUUGCGUGGGAUCGACAUUUUUCGGCGGAGGUGACGCCGAUCUGAAACUCAGAGAUGAGCUGACCAGAGCGCUAAUAGAAGCAAAGGUUAUCGAUGGCAAUGCUAACGAAGGAGGAGCAAUAAUGUCAUUUAACGAGCUUGUGAAAGUGUUGGCGUCAAAACAAGACCUCAAGGCAUUUGCUUUCAAGACCAAAGCCAUGCUGUUACGGAUGGAGCGUGAGGUGCAAUCAGCUAGAAAGCAGGAGUCACUUUAUUGGCAUAUAGCUUCACACGGUGUUCCUCAAAGUCUGCAUUGUCUUUGUUUGAAGUUGGCUGAAGAAUACGCUGUAAAUGCCAUUGCACGAUCUCGUCUACCUCUUCCUGAACAUGUCUCUCGCCUCGUUGACCCCACUUUUCACCACAUUGUUCUCCUAACCGACAACGUCCUUGCGGCUUCUGUUGUUGUAACCUCCACUGUUGAAAAUUCAGCCAACCCUGAAAGAUUAGUCUUUCACGUUGUUACUGACAAGAAGACUUUCACUCCAAUGCAUACUUGGUUUGCCAUCAACUCUAUUAACUCAGCAGUUGUUGAAGUUAGGGGGUUACACCACUAUGAUUGGUCUAAAGAAGUGAACGCUGGUGUUAAGGAUAUGCAGGAAACUAAUAACUUAAUUUGGAAGCACUACUACAGCAACUAUAAACAAAAGGAGCUUGACCAUAGUGAAGACCAUAACAGAUAUUUGGAAGCUUUGAGGCCUAGCAGCCUUUCCUUGUUGAAUCAUCUCCGCAUCUAUAUCCCUGAGCUCUUUCCAGAUCUAAACAAGGUAGUAUUGCUGGAUGAUGAUGUGGUAGUACAACAUGACCUAUCUUCUUUGUGGGAACUAGAUCUUAAUGGCAAAGUCAGUGGUUCAGUGUUCAAGUCAUGGUGUGAGAACAGUUGCUGCCCUGGAAACAAAUACGUCAACUUCUUGAACUUUUCACAUCCUAUCAUAUCAUCCAACUUUGACGGUGAUAAGUGUGCAUGGCUCUUUGGCGUGGAUAUAUUUGAUCUUGAAGCUUGGAGAAAAUCAGAUAUUACUAAGACCUAUCAUCAAUGGCUGAAACUUAACGUCCAGUCUGGGUUGACAUUAUGGAAUCCAGGAAUGCUCCCAGCUGCCUUGAUUGCUUUUGAGGGUCAAGUGCACCCCAUAGAUACAUCAUGGCUCGUCACUGAUUUAGGUUAUCGCCAUCGAUCAGAAGAAAUAGGCAACAGCAUAGAGAGAGUGGAAACUGCUGCUGUUGUUCAUUUCAAUGGCCCAGCAAAGCCGUGGCUUGAAAUUGGUUUACCUGAGGUUCGAAGUUUAUGGACUAGAUAUGUAAAUUUCUCCGAUAAGUUUAUUAGCAAAUGUAGGAUUAUAGUGUGAAGAGACAAAGUUAACUGUUCCACCUCCAAUAUUGAGAUAGAAUCAAUGAUACCGUAUGGAACAAGAGGGAAGAAGGUCUUGCCUUCAGUCUCUGACUUACGGUAAUUAUCCAUGCAUAUGUCCAUAUAUAAAUAGCAAAUAGAUGACGCAACUAUACAAUACGUCGCGUACCAUGUUAGAAGAAGCUAGCAGCAGCUCAUGCAGUUUAAGAAUAUGAAGAUACAAGCAUCAUAAUGCAUGCAGUAGUCUAGUAAAUUAUUUUAUUUUUCUUAAUGUCAUUGGAGAUAUUGUUUUACUUGAACAACAUUUGUAUCUUGUUAAUUUUUUAGUUUAGAUCCUUGCUUGAAUUGAAUGUAUAGUUAAA